UAUCUAAUUACUAAUUUGAAAAGAUAAUCAUCAUUAAACCCUAAUAUUUUCUCCAAAAAAAAAAAAGGAAGUUCCCAAAACCCCUGCAAGCAGCCAGAGUGAGUUAUUAGUACCAAAAGUCAUCAACCACAACCAGCCACCGGUUCGCCUUGCUCAUGAACUUUGCUUCACCGUCGACUUCUCCUCUUUCACCCUCACCGGCGCCUCCAGGUUUCCGGUGAAGCUUUUUAUCCAUGAAGGAUUCAAAAAGUGAUGGUAUGAACUGGACUGGAAACAUUUACCAUAAGAUUGAAGGAAUAGUUCCAGAGGUCGUCAGUGAUAUCAUGAUUCAGGAUACAUUUAAAUACGUUGAAAACCAUGUGCAUACCGUCGGUGGAACUUUCAAGAAAUUUUGUUCUGGUGUUGUCCAAGAUUUGUUUCCUCUUUCCCUGGAUCCUGUAAAAUAUGAAGCUAAAGCAGCAGCUCCAGAUAGUAACGAUGAAUGUGAUAACUCUGUGAUGAAUAUCGUACAAAUUUCUUCGGAUGCUGAAUCAAAAGAAUCACCAGCAGAAAUUGAUGCAGUUGAUCAUGCAGAUAAGGAUCUAGGUCACAUAUCUAUUAAACACCAUAAUGAAGAUGAACUUAGAAAUGCAACGUCCAAAGAUAUUCAUGAAGAUCCAGACUCUAUAUUAGCAGCCAGGAAAAGUAAUGUUUCCUCAAAUGAAAACUCAAAGUUGAGCAAUGAUGUUGAUUCUGGAGAGGAGCAUGCAGUUGGACCAUUGGAUGAUACAUUUAAAUAUGUUGAAGACCACGUACACGCCAUGGGUGGAGCUUUAAAGAAACUUUGUUCUGGUGUUGUCCAAGAUUUUUUCCCUCUUUCAGUGGAUCCUGUAAACUGUGAAACUAAAGCAAUGGCACCAGAAGGAGAUGCCGCCAUAGGUAGCUGUGGAGAUAAUAAAUCAGUGAUAAGUAUGGCAGAAACUUCAUCAGAUGCUGUGGUAAAGCAAUCACCAGUGCCGAUCAGUGCAAUUGGUCAUGUUGAGAAGCAGCUAGGUCAUAUAUCCACUGGACAUGAGAAUGCGGGUGAAUUAAAAAAUGCAAUGUCCAUGGAUAGCCAUGAAAAGUCUGACUCUAUAUUGGCACCCGGUAAAAUCAAUGUUUUGACAAAUGAAAAUUCAGAUGAACGGUUGGAGCUAAAUUCUCAAGGUGUUGCAGAAUCAUUGGAAGCAUCAUCACCAGUUGAUAUUCUGGGUGAUGAUGGAGGGUGUGAUUUUGGUGCUUCGAGUGACCUGUCUGAAACUGCUGUCUCUGUUGUAUCUGGUGAAGAAACCAUAACAGGAACAGGAACUAUUUCCUUUAGUAGUUCCAUCUCGAGGGAUUCCACCUAUACUCCUGGAUAUUCAUCUGAUAUCUCAUCUGCAGAAGAGUUUGUCUCUGAUAGUCGUAGACAGCUCCUUUCAUCUACACCAGCUUCAACUAUGUCUACUAAAGACAGAGCAAUAGAGAAGCAACUUGCUUUCUCCUGUAGUCACCUGUCACUGGAAUCAAAUGAUGACUCCAGUGCUAUUGUUGCCGACUCUGGCCUGGAAACUAUUGACUUGAGUGAUGAGGCGAAGCUUGGAGAGAGCUGUGUCUUUAUAGAUGAUAGUUUUCUCUAUGAUGCAUCCCGCAGAGCUCGAAAGCUUGGGUCGUACAAGAAAAAGAUCCGAGACAUUUUUGCUUCAAAGAGGAGGUUGGCAAAGGAGUACGAACAGCUAGCAAUAUGGUAUGGAGACGCCAGCAUAGAGUCUAGCCAAGACGUGCCCUUUGGCUCAUGGAAUUUGCAAACUGCAAGUGACUCGGAAUGGGAGCUACUGUAAGUAAAAGGGUCUGGUUUCUGUAGAUUACUGCAAAGAGUACAGGUUUUCAUCUUUUUUUCUGCGUAACGACAGUCGUCGUAUUGAACUUAGUAUUUUAUGAUUGAGGUGCCAUUUUUUUUUCUUUCUUUGGCUAUAAUAUGGUUGAGGUAGAGUCUUUGAACUAUGUGUACAUGAAAUAAGGCAGUUAUGCAGCUGUAGCAUAAAUUCAAGCUCGGAAAAAGUUGGAACUACUCUUGAAAUCUUUGUGGUACAAAAUUAAAUAAAUUAGUAUAUUCCU
This is a messenger RNA of Morus notabilis, 2115 nucleotides long. RefSeq lists its product as uncharacterized. Lineage: Eukaryota; Viridiplantae; Streptophyta; Magnoliopsida; Rosales; Moraceae. The record is from RefSeq and is a predicted model, not a curated record. The transcript has 5 exons. The coding region runs from base 234 to 1838 and encodes 534 amino acids.